Heteronotia binoei (common prickly gecko) is the source of this 1868-nucleotide messenger RNA. RefSeq names its product biogenesis of ribosomes BRX1 (gene BRIX1). Bases 563 to 1612 code for a protein of 349 amino acids. Gene Ontology annotation, biological process: rRNA processing; ribosomal large subunit assembly. The record is from RefSeq and is a predicted model, not a curated record. Lineage: Eukaryota; Metazoa; Chordata; Lepidosauria; Squamata; Gekkonidae. Gene Ontology annotation, molecular function: rRNA binding. Gene Ontology annotation, cellular component: nucleolus. The transcript is spliced from 10 exons.
GGGACUCAAACUUUGUUCUAAGAAGGACAACUUCUUCAGCCCAUCCGAAACAUCUAAAAGAACUUACUCCUGCCCCUCAUCCGCCGCGACUCUUCCCCUCUCUUGAGUUACCUACAAUCCAAAGAACCUACAGACAGAAACCGCUAGAGCGGCACACAACAGGAACCGAAUCCCAGGCGUCUCUAUGGUAUUUGAUCAACAGUGCAUUUCCGGUCAUCUCUACGGAGCAUCCUUCUUGGUGGGGGAAGCGUCUCUAAGGUUUUCUUCUGAGAUUUGAAGAUGCCCUAUCGACAGAAGCGCCUCGCUAGAGCGGUAGUUACCUCGCUUCCUCUUCGCUCUCAUGCGGACUUCCGGUUCAAAACCGAUCGGAUUUUCCCGCUAUGGCGUCCCUUGGCGAGUGAUUCGUCAUAGAUAUGACAAGGGCUAGAGCGGCUCCACUGUGCGCCCGAAGGGUCGCUUUCAUUUUCUUUGCCGGAAGUCCUUCUCUAUGAUUUACUGACUUUGCUAGAGCGUCUUCCGGGCUGUGAAGGGGGGGGAGUGUUGCUUGUGGCGUGCGAGCAAGAUGGCGGCAGCCAAGAGGAAGCGUGGAGCCGGGCCGGGUCCGAAGAAGAAGCGGGCCAAGAAGGCCCCGAAAGAGGCGGAGGAGAAAGAGCCGGCCUCGGUGGCCAAUGCAGGGUCCGAGGAGCACCAAGUCCCUCCGCCUGUUUCGCAGGGCAAAUGGACAAACAAAGAAAGAGUACUUAUUUUUUCUUCCAGAGGAAUAGAUUUUAGGACCAGACAUCUUAUGAAAGACUUGAGAACAUUGAUGCCACAUUCUAAAGCAGACACCAAAAUGGACAGGAAGGACAAACUUUUUGUAAUCAAUGAGGUCUGCGAAAUAAAAAAUUGCAACAAAUGCAUAUUUUUUGAAGCAAAGAAGAAACAGGAUCUUUACAUGUGGCUUUCAAAUGCACAUCAAGGUCCAUCAGCCAAGUUUUUAGUACAAAACAUUCAUACACUGGCAGAGCUGAAGAUGACGGGCAACUGCUUGAGAGGCUCCCGCCCCCUUCUGUCUUUUGAUUCAGCUUUUGAUCGGCACCCACAUUAUGCAUUGCUGAAAGAGCUAUUUAUUCAGAUUUUCAGUACUCCGCAGUAUCACCCCAAGAGCCAGCCUUUUGUAGAUCACGUCUUCACGUUCUCCAUAGUAGACCACAGGAUCUGGUUUCGAAAUUAUCAGAUCGUAGAAGAAGACGCCACCCUGGUUGAGAUCGGACCGCGCUUUGUCUUGAACCUGAUCAAGAUCUUCCGGGGCAGCUUUGGGGGACAAACCCUGUAUGAAAAUCCCCACUACCAGUCUCCGAACAUGCAUCGGCGGGCGAUAAGAUUGGCCACAGCGGCUAAAUUAAAAGAGAAACAACAAAUGAAAGAGCUGCAGAAGGUAAAGAAAAAGGAAGAGAAGGCCCUUCUUCCCGAAGAUCCCACUGAAGCCGUUUUUGAAAUGCCAGCAGAAGAAAAGCCCGUAGAAAUCCAGCUGGUGAAACCAGAUCCAAAACCUGGCUUGAAGAAAAAGAAGAACAAACUGUACCAACGACAGAGGAAGCUAAAGAGGAAGCUUGGUAGAACCGGAGCAUAGAAUGCCCCAAGGAAGAAUAAACCAGGACUUGAUGAAGCGAAGAUGUUUGCUACAGUUUUGUGACUUAAUUUGUGUACAGUAACCUUUUUAAAAAAACAAUGCUCGUCAUCAGUUUUGAAUUUUUAGAAGAGAUUUUUUUCAAACGUUGCUUUAUUUUUACUGGUUUUUUGACCAUAAAAAAGCAAUCCAUUCAUAAUAAACUUUGUAACAAUUGUGCCACUACCAAAUUAAAAGUCCAUAACUAAUUAAAAUCAAA